Myripristis murdjan (pinecone soldierfish) is the source of this 5806-nucleotide messenger RNA. Its product is annotated as APC membrane recruitment protein 1-like. Gene Ontology annotation, molecular function: beta-catenin binding; phosphatidylinositol-4,5-bisphosphate binding. The record is from RefSeq and is a predicted model, not a curated record. Gene Ontology annotation, cellular component: plasma membrane. NCBI's taxonomy places the organism in Eukaryota, Metazoa, Chordata, Actinopteri, Holocentriformes, Holocentridae. Gene Ontology annotation, biological process: regulation of canonical Wnt signaling pathway. The transcript has 2 exons. The coding region runs from base 582 to 3749 and encodes 1055 amino acids.
GAGGUCCAGUCGUUAGAGGAAGUCAUCAUCGAUACGACUCGGUAGCGACAGUUCACCCAAACGCUGGGGAGGUUUCUCUUGAGCAUCUUGAGUGAAAUCAUGAUACACGGCAUGAAUUGGUGUCCUGUUUAAUGAACCGGUCGCAGCAGCAGCAGCAGCAGCAGCAGCAGCGUUUUGCGGCGACGUGGUUCACCUCCUAUUGCUAGCAAGUGUCCUGGAGCCGCAACACUGAGCAAGUCACGCCGCUGCUCACAUAAUUAGCAAGAAGCCUAGCUAGCUAACGUUAGCCAGAAACAAAUAAACCAGUGCCGGGCUGAAGCCGCUCCAGGGCCCGAGUCUGUCAGCUGUCUGCAGCAGCGGUAACACUGUCGGUAACUUGAGGCUAACGCAAGAAAAAAGCAAAACAAUAAAUAAAGCCUUUCAGCGUUUGGUAACUUCUCCUCCGAGCCGGGAGAGCAGCACCGUUUCUGCGGCUGGCCACAUAGCAGAUGGAGGACAACCACAACCAUCCCAUCAGCUGAUUUUAAAUAUUCAGCUAUCAUGCCUUCUGUCGGCCCCAUGCUUUUCUAGGUGUGGUUGCCAUGGCUUCUUGCAAGGUAGAUGAGCUGGCAAGUGACACGAAGCAUUCAGCUUCGGUGUCUGAGCAGCUGUCCAUAUGUGGCCCUGAUGACACUGCUGAGGAGCAGGCGGACACGGUGAAUGCUACAGUCAAGCCCCAGACACCAGGCAAAUUUCGUAGGACUGCCCUCAGGUUUUUUGGAGUUCGUAAAAGUAUUUGUAUUUUGCCAACUUUUUUUGGAGGAAGGAGUAAAAAUCAGAAUAAGUGGUCUUCCAAAAAGGGAAUCAGCAAAAGCAAAACACAUGAUGGAAUUAGUAAUGCAGGUCAUGAUGAAAGUCUAGGAAGAGAAUUUGCUUCAGCUGGAAGUUUUGAGUAUCACAGCCAGAAGGACGCUGCACGAAAGCUCCACAGUAGCUCUCAGAGUGAAUGUAGUCACCCCAUUGCUGAUCAGAAAUCUGUGUCUCUUACACGGCAAAAAAAGGGGUUGAGAAGUCUCUUUCACAGUAUCAAGCAUCAUAGAAACCACAGAAAUGUUGGCUUGGAAAAAAAUGAAAUGAUUGCAAUGUCUUCUCCUCUCUGUACAAAAGAGGUGCCUGUUGUCCAAGACAACGCUAACCAAUAUGUCACAGAGUGCCUGGGCAGUUUGUCUGAACCUGACGUGCCUGAUUUCGCAAAUGUUGCAAGUGAUAUCUCUAUUGCUCCUGAAUGUAGUGACAUUGAUGUAAAGGUGUUGGAGAAGAGUGCAGUGAGCCAAGGAAGCCCACAGGCUUUGCGUGAUGAUCAGAUGUUUAAUAAUCAAAUGGCAGGAAUGAAAAUGAUGUCAGCGGCUUCUAGUGAAUAUGAAGAGCGCUCUGGUGCACACAGCGAGUCUUGUCUGAAACUUCAGAUGACGCCUGAACCUGUAAUGAAGAGUGAAAUGCCUACAGGCUCAUCGGAUCAGCUCAACCUGAUUUUUGGAGAUGUCUCGUCAUUGAAGAGCUUUGACUCGCUCACUGGCUGUGGAGACAUAAUUGCAGAUCAAGAUGACGACAGUAUUGCAGAGAGCACCGUCUCUGGAGAAAGGAGUAGAAAUGGAGGAAAAAGGACAUCUUGUUAUCUUACUUAUCAGGGUGGGGGUGAAGAAAUGGCCUCACCUGAUGAUUUAGAUGAGGAUAGCCUUCAUGACUUCUGGGGAAAUAAGACAUCAGAGGAAAUUUGCUGCACUUGCAACACAGAACACACAAUGGACCUGUCAAGCUCUCACCAUAUGGACUUAUUGAACAGUAACAGCACACAGCAGGCUGGCACCACAGACACUUCAGCCUCAAUUGCUGAUGUGUUGACUCCUCAAAGUGAGCAUCAAGAAUCUGUUCCAAAUAGUGAUGAAGGCUACUAUGAUUCAGUCACCCCAGGGCCAGAUGAAGGACAAGAAAAGAUUGACAGACUAAGUGCAGAUAGAUUACCAAGAGAUAGUUACAGUGGUGACGCCCUCUAUGAACUUUUUGCACCUGAUGAGAGUCUAAUCAGUCCACAUUAUGACAACCAAUCAAAGCUGCCCAACUCUGGGCCAUGUGAGUAUCUGAGUGAGCCAGUAGACGUGGCAGAUCCUGCUUUUGUUCCUGAAAUAAAUCGUUUACAAAUUGGUGCCGAACUAUAUAAAGUUCAUCAAGAGUUUCUCUCUCCAGAAAUCCCAGGCAUAUGCAGUAAAUCCAAAGAGCUGGCACCAUUUACAAUUGGCCUGCAUGACAAAGGCUUGAAUGAAAGCAGCAAUUUGAAUUCAAAACCCCAAUUACCAGUCAACAAGAAUAAUAUCCAAGCGGAGGUAUUUGAUGAAAAGGGAAACAUACUUGCCUCCAUGGAGAAAAGAACAAAAUCCUUAAAUGCUGACUGUGAGAAAAGACAUGGCAACAUACCAUUUGUGAGUAAAUCUGACCCAGAUUUUGAUAGCUUUUCUUCAGACACAUUUUGUGAGCCAAAAGAACAACACCUCGAGGACAACAAACCUGUGGCUCUGCCAUACAGAAAUCUCAAUUCGUGUACAGUUUCUCCUGAUGUGGAUGAUGGGCAGACCGUUUGCUUCUCACAAGCACUUGUAGACUACACAAAGCACUCUCAGCUGCUGAGUAAUACACACAGAAAUGUGGAUGGAUUAGAGACUAAUUCUUCCUUUGCCCAGAACAUGCAGGCCUUACCUACCAUUGUCACAUUUGAUGUAGUGGAUAUGCAUAAUGAAGGCGAAUAUGAUGAGCAAAUUCACAUGGAAAUGGAGGAAGACAUUACUUCACCAUAUCAGGAGUUUGAGGAAAGCUACCUACAAAAAGAUGCAUUUGCAGAAUGUGACUAUCAAAUGUUAGACAUGUAUGAGCAGAAUCUCUUCAGCAACACAUGGGCAAUCGCUAGUCUCCCACGGCACCUGAGCCUUACAAGAGUCAGUCAGUCCAUGCCUAGUCCAUUGUCUCUAGACAGGAGAAGUAGGUCCCUGGACACUGAGAGCCUGGAGCUGAAGAUGCCAGACAAAUACAGAGGGAACAGGGCAGCUAUUGUUUCUUGUCCUCGAACUGAAAAGGACUCUAAACGAGAGUCCUCCCUAUAUUACAAAAAGAAUGUACUUGUAUCCACAUCAGAGGUCAGAGAUAGUAGCAGCAUCAUGUCUUUAUCAUGGCAGACAAAGUCGGAAAUGGCUUUAAGCCUUCCUCUGACAGACAAGGAAAUAACUGACAAGGUGCAGAGUCUCCAUCAAACCCAAGUCAAACACAAAAUAUUUUCCUCUGCAUCCAGCAGUGAUUUUGCUAACACUAAAUUACAACUGCUUUCCUCAGAUGUAUCAGAAAGGGUGUCGUGUGAUUUCAUUUCCCAGAAUACUGAGAUUUGUAACAGACAAUGCCAUCUCCCUUUGCGGUCAAAUUCUGGUUUACCUCAUAGUACUUUUGUUUUUUCUGGAUUUAUGGGGGAAGAUUUAUUAGUGAGAACGGUUCCAGCAUCAGAUGGAGAUGAGGAUAUUUUUUACAAAACUGCCAUUGGCUCUGAAUCAUAUAAUCAGUGUAGUAAGAGCAGAUCCCCAGCUAUCACCCAAGGAAUGUCCCAUGCUGGAAGUCCUCUGAACACCGGUGCUACUGACGAUGACAUGGACUUUAUCAGCGAAGCAAGAAAAGCCAGGGAUUUGCCGCGACCUGUUGCUUGCAACAAACUCCCUGAGGCAACCCUUAAUUGAAAGGAUCUCAUUACAGUUGCCAUUCAGAUCAUAUUUGUAUGUGCCAAUAAUGUCUUCUAUGUUAAAUCAGAUGGAAUGAUUGUUACUUAAGUUUUACUUGCACAGUUGAUUUCCUCUAUUGAAAAGUUGUUGCACACUGAAAGGCAUGACAUUGAAUCUACAGAUCCUUGUGGAAUAAGGUUUCUGUGACAACUAGAGCUGCUGCAACUAACAAAUUUCAUUAUCAAUUAAGCUAUCAGUUAUUUUCUCGAUUAAUCGAUUAGGUGUUUGUUCUAUGAAAAUUUUCAAAAAUGUUGAUCACAAUUUCCCACAGCCCAAGGUGACAUCUUCAAAUGUCUUUUUUUGUCCCAACCAACAGUCUACAACCCAAAGACAUUUUGUUUAUUGUCAUAGAGGACUAAAGAAACCACAAAAUAUUCACAUUUCAGAAGCUGGGAUCAGAGAAUUUUGAAAUUUUCCUUUUAAAAAUGACUCAAACCAAUAGAUAAAUGAUUGAAUAGAUGAUUAAUUUAAUAUGCAACUAAUCGAUUAUUCGACUAAUUGUUGCAGCUCUACUGACGUUACACUACAAUAAAGGACAAUAGCUCUCAAACACUGUUUUAUUGAAAAGUCAAAAGGGAUGUCAUGCUUUUCCCCUGUUUGCUUCAGACAGAAUGCAUGUGUGUUUUGUCAGCCUGUUGAAAGUAUUCAAGCAAGUAUGUUUUUAUUGUCAUUGAAAGUGCUCCCGAUUUCAUCUCAUUAAGCUAUUGAAUUGCACUUGAAUGUUUUGAAAUGACAUAUGUAGCCUCAGUUCGCAUUUUUUGAUGGUUGUGCCAUGCUUUGUUUAUUAGGUAAUCAUUAGCCCAGUUGUCACAGCACAGCCAAUCAAAGCUAGCCAGGGGCUAGCUUACUUUGCCAGUUGCCUCUUUACCACAUUUGUGCUUAAGCUUUAAGUGCCAGGGUGUGUUAGCUUUUACUGCUUAUCCACAGCCACUGUUUGCUCCAGUAAUGUUUAUUUAGAUCUAUCAUGGAUGUUUGUUUGUUUUGUUUUGUGUAGUUCUGCUCAGUUUCUACUAGACUAUUUUCAUACCAGAUUGAGUUGAGGAGCAACAGACAGGAAUUCAUUGUGAUGCUGUCCAUGUUAAUUUGUAAUAUGGCACAAAAUGUGCAAAUACUAUUAAAAUAAUCAAAACACUGUACAUAUUAAAUCUAGUGUUGACUUUAUAAAUAUUCUCCUGCAAUAUAACACCUGCCCCCUGAUACCUUACUGCACAGGGUAUAUAGGUGAAUGACAUUGAACUGUGUUAUUGUUGUGUGAAAUUAACAAGACUAAUUAAGAAUGUGCUGAUGUGAUUUUUGCACACCAAGUGGCUUUUUUGUAAGCUUUAGUGCACAAGCAGCUAUCAGCAUUACCUCAAAAUAUCUCACUGCCAGUUCUUACAUUGAAGCUUCCAAUAAAGUCAUCGGUCAACUUUGCAUCCUUAAUCUCAAAAUUAUUGAAUUGGUCCUGGCAAGCCAACUUUACCUUACUGUAAAAAAAAUAAUUGUAGUUUUCUUGGGUUGCAUUUUUGAACAGCUUGACCACUUGUGAAGUGCAAAUUUUUUCACUAAAAUGAUGUGCUCCAGUUUUGUUUAACUGCAUCACUGCAGGCUUGUGGAUAAAAAAAAAAGUAAUUUGAUCUUGUUUGGAAAAAGAAUGCAAUGUUAUGUGAAGAUUUAAACCGCUAUUUUCAUCUGAUAUCAUUUACUUGUGAACUUAAUGUUUUAUUGGUCAGAGGUAACAUGUCUUUGGUUGUCAGAUGAAGAUGUACUUGUAGUUUUUUAUAGUAUAAUAUUGUAUAAACAUCACAGAAUUUGUAUUUAUAUUCUCAACUAUUUGUAUUCUCAACAUUGUAUUCAGAACUGACAUUUCACAUUGGUAUUUUUGUGUUUUUUUUUUUUUAUUAUUAUUUUGUAUUUUUUUUUUUUUUUCCCAUCAUCUUGAGGUUAUGUUAGGUGAAGCCUCUGGAAAAUCUGUUGUUACUGUUUUGUCUGAGUAGAAGACUGCCUUACACUGAAAUAAACAAGACGAGACCCAA